Equus quagga is the source of this 1889-nucleotide messenger RNA. Its product is annotated as ORM1-like protein 1. Gene Ontology annotation, cellular component: endoplasmic reticulum membrane. The transcript is spliced from 4 exons. The coding region runs from base 137 to 598 and encodes 153 amino acids. The record is from RefSeq and is a predicted model, not a curated record. Gene Ontology annotation, biological process: ceramide metabolic process; intracellular sphingolipid homeostasis; negative regulation of ceramide biosynthetic process. NCBI's taxonomy places the organism in Eukaryota, Metazoa, Chordata, Mammalia, Perissodactyla, Equidae.
CCGGCUAGGAAAGCUUCCGCAAGCAGUGCCGCGCUGCGCCGGGGCCGGCACAGGCGUUCGGCCCUGAGGAGACGCCGUCGCCGCCGGGCUGGUCCUGCUCGGAGACGGCUGCUGGGAGCGAGGCGGCCGAGCAAACAUGAAUGUUGGAGUUGCCCACAGCGAGGUGAAUCCAAAUACCCGUGUAAUGAACAGCCGGGGUAUGUGGCUGACAUAUGCGUUGGGAGUUGGCUUGCUUCAUAUUGUCUUACUCAGCAUUCCCUUCUUCAGUGUUCCUGUUGCUUGGACCUUAACAAACGUUAUACAUAAUCUGGGGAUGUAUGUAUUUUUGCAUGCAGUAAAAGGAACACCUUUUGAAACUCCUGACCAGGGUAAAGCAAGGCUCCUAACUCACUGGGAACAACUGGACUAUGGAGUACAGUUUACAUCUUCACGGAAGUUUUUCACAAUUUCUCCAAUAAUUCUAUAUUUUCUGGCAAGUUUCUAUACGAAGUAUGAUCCAACUCACUUCAUCCUAAACACAGCUUCUCUCCUGAGUGUGUUAAUUCCCAAAAUGCCACAGCUACAUGGUGUUCGGAUCUUUGGAAUUAAUAAGUAUUGAAAUGUUUUGAAACUGACCAAAAUUUUUGCAGGUACUGAGUUUCCUGUAAGGAAGGAGUGGUUAGUAAACUGCACGGUUUCUAUGAUAAUGUGAAAUGAGAGGUAUUUACAUUGGAGGUCCAAAUGCUGGUUCUUCAUAUGCUGUCUUAAAGUGCAGAUGUUUACUAGAAGAUGCCUCUGUUUAAUGCAUCUGAUAUAUUUCUGAAGAGAGGCUUUAUAGGCAGGCUGGGCAGGCCCAGCUUAUAAGUUAAAUGGCUAUAAAGUGAGGGGAGUAGUAGAUAAAUCCAAGGAAAUAAGAGAUUUAUAAGAAAAUAAGACCAGCUGAGCUUAGAAUGAAUGGGCAUUAUGUUAGGAGAAGAAAAUUUCCAAUCAUUCAGUCAUAGUCGGUUUAAGCAGACUUACAUGUAAACCAGAAUCAUCUCUUUUCAAGUUUAUUAUAGAUUGUUUUUAUUGCCAUACAUAUUCCUCUUGUCUUAUAUAAGAGGAUAUGUACCCUCUUGUUUUAUACAGGCCAGUUCCGAACUUGUGAGUGUAUUUUUUGGUUUUGCUGGCUCAACAUUGUGUGUUGAUAGAUGAGGUCAUUUUUACAUUUAUUAAGUUACUGAGUUCAUGAAGGUCCACUUUCAUGACUGAGUGGUGAUAGAAGAUAGCCAGGCACCUUACAAACAGCCUCUGAGUCAGCCUUCUAAUUUUGGAACAAAGUGGUUUUUGCUGCCUUUCCAGACACAAAGCUGCUAAAUGAAUUAAGAAAAUAAUUUAUUUCAUGCAGUUAAAGUAUAUGGUAAUUUAAAGGUCUCUGUUUAUUGGUUGAGCAAUCUAAUUGUUAAAGUCUACCAUUCUUUAGAAAAGGAAAUAUUAAAAUGGACAACUGUAUAGCCAACCUGUGGUCUGGCAGAAACUGCUUCUCUAGCAAUAGUACCGAAGUAAAUAAUGGAGUCUUUUUUAGCAGGUCUGCAGUAAAAGAUAACAUCGUCUUUUCUUAGUCCUCCUGCUCUCAAUCUUCAUAUUUUGCCUUUCAAUACAUGAGUCUUAGUGUAAAUAACCCAAAAUGGUAACUAUUUCCAAAGCAGCAACCAUAUUGAAUUCCUGUGACUUAGAGAAGUUUCCUAUUAGUUGCUGACAUUAAUUGCAAGAAAUAACUGUGUACUACUUGGAGAAGUAAACAUGUCAAAAAAACAAAGCUGAUGUGGGAUGAAACUGAAAAACAAAGUAACGUGCGUAAACAAAAUGAGUGAAAGUUAUAAACCAAUUUAAAAAUCAGUUUCUUUCAAUAAACUGACUUUUGGGUGUAA